Puma concolor (puma) is the source of this 2799-nucleotide messenger RNA. It is a transcript of the gene ADAM19, whose product is annotated as ADAM metallopeptidase domain 19. Gene Ontology annotation, biological process: membrane protein ectodomain proteolysis. Gene Ontology annotation, molecular function: metalloendopeptidase activity. NCBI's taxonomy places the organism in Eukaryota, Metazoa, Chordata, Mammalia, Carnivora, Felidae. The record is from RefSeq and is a predicted model, not a curated record.
AUGCCCGGGGGCGUGGGCGCCGUCCGGCUCUGCCUGCUGGCGCUCGCCCUGCCGGCGUGGACCAGAAGAGAAAACGGGGAAGACAGCCCCCAGCUGCAGCAUGAACUAAUAAUACCUCAGUGGAAGGUUGCAGAAAACCCCACGAAAGAAAAGCAUCCACUCAAAGCUGAGCUCAGGGUAAUGGCUGAGGGGCAAGAAUUGAUCGUGGACCUAAAGAAGAAUGAGUACCUUUUUGCUCCAGCCUACACAGAAACCUAUUAUACUCCAAGUGGCAACGCUCAAACCACCAUGCUGAAAUCUAAGGACCACUGCUUUUACCACGGGACGGUGAGGAAGGCAGAACAGUCCAGUGUCACACUCAGCACCUGCCGGGGAAUAAGAGGACUGAUUGUGGUGAGAAGUAACCUCAGCUACAUCAUCGAGCCCCUUCCUGGCAGUGAGGGCCACCACCUCAUUUACAGAUCUGAACAUCUCAAGCUGCCCCUGGGGAACUGUGGGUUUGAGCACUACAAGUCCACCACCAGGGACUGGGUCCUUGAGUUUACGAACCAGACCAAGAAAAGACCUCGCAGGAUGAAAAGGGAAGAUUUACAUUCCAUGAAGUACGUGGAACUUUACCUUGUGGCUGAUUAUGCAGAGUUUCAGAAGAAUCGCCGAGACCAGGAUGCCACCAAACACAAGCUCAUGGAGAUCGCCAAUUACGUUGAUAAGUUUUACCGAUCCUUGAACAUCCGGAUUGCCCUUGUGGGCUUGGAAGUAUGGACUCAUGGGAAUAUGUGUGAAGUUUCGGAGAACCCCUACUCUACUCUCUGGUCAUUUCUCAGUUGGAGGCGCAAGCUGCUCACCCAGAAGAACCACGACAAUGCACAGUUAAUCACGGGUAUGUCCUUCCACGGCACCACCAUUGGGCUGGCCCCCCUCAUGGCCAUGUGCUCUGUGUACCAGUCUGGAGGAGUCAACAUGGACCACUCUGAGAAUGCCAUUGGCGUGGCUGCCACCAUGGCCCACGAGAUGGGCCACAACUUCGGCAUGAGCCAUGAUUCUGCGGAUUGCUGCUCGGCCAGCGCAGCUGAUGGCGGGUGCAUCAUGGCAGCUGCCACUGGGCACCCCUUUCCAAGAGUGUUCAAUAGAUGCAACAGGAAGGAGCUGGACAGGUAUCUACAGUCAGGCGGUGGGAUGUGUCUCUCCAAUAUGCCAGACACCAGGACGCUGUAUGGAGGCCGGAGGUGUGGGAAUGGGUACCUGGAAGAUGGGGAAGAAUGUGACUGUGGGGAGGAAGAGGAAUGUAACAACCCUUGCUGCAAUGCCUCUAAUUGCACCCUGAGAGAAGGCGCGGAGUGUGCCCACGGUGCCUGCUGUCACCAGUGUAAGCUGCUGGCCCCUGGGACCCUGUGCCGUGAACAGGCACGGCAGUGUGAUCUCCCAGAAUUCUGCACGGGCAAGUCUCCCCAAUGCCCCACCAACUUCUACCAGAUGGACGGCACUCCCUGCGAGGGUGGCCAGGCCUACUGCUACAAUGGCAUGUGCCUCACCUACCAGGAGCAGUGCCAGCAGUUGUGGGGGCCUGGAGCCCGGCCCGCUCCCGAUCUCUGCUUUGAGAAGGUGAAUGUGGCAGGGGACACCUUUGGAAACUGCGGGAAGGACAUGAAUGGGGAACACAAGAAGUGCAACAUGAGAGAUGCCAAGUGUGGGAAGAUCCAGUGUCAGAGCUCUGAGGCCCGGCCCCUGGAGUCCAAUGCAGUGCCCAUCGACACCACCAUCAUCUUGAACGGGAGGCAGAUCCGAUGCCGGGGCACCCAUGUCUACCGUGGUCCUGAGGAGGAGGGGGACAUGCUGGACCCGGGCCUGGUGAUGACCGGGACCAAGUGUGGCUACAACCAUAUUUGCUUCGAGGGGCAGUGCAGGAACACCUCCUUCUUUGAGACGGAAGGCUGUGGGAAGAAGUGCAAUGGCCAUGGGGUUUGCAACAACAACCAGAACUGCCACUGCUUCCGAGGCUGGGCCCCACCCUUCUGCAACACCCCCGGCCAAGGGGGCAGCAUCGACAGUGGGCCCAUGCCCCCUGAGAGUGCUGGUCCUGUGAUAGCUGGAGUGUUCACGGCCAUAUUUGUGCUGGCAUUCCUUAUGCUGAUGUACCACUACUGUAAACAGAACAACAAACUGGGCCAGCUCAAGCCUCUAGCCCUCCCUUCCAAGUUGAGGCAACAGUUCAGUUGUCCCUUCAGGGUGUCUCAGAACAGUGGAACUGGCCAUGCUAACCCAACGUUUAAGUUGCAGACUCCCCAGGGCAAGCGAAAGGUGACCAACACCCCUGAAACCCCACGGAAGCCCUCCCAACCUCCUCCUCGGCCCCCUCCAGACUAUCUUCAUGGUGGAUCCCCACCUGCACCAUUGCCAACGCACCUCAGCAGGGCUGCUAGGAGCUCCCCAGGGGCCGGGUCCCAAGUAGAGAGGAAAGAGUCAUCCAGGAGGCCUCCUCCCAGCCGGCCAGUUCCCCCGGCACCAAAUUGCAUCCUCUCCCAGGAUGUUUCUAGGCCGCGGCCGCCGCAGAAGGCACUGCCGGCUAACCCUGUGCCAGGCCGUAAGAGCCUCCCCAGGCCAGGUGGCGCCUCCAUGCUGCGGCCCACUGCCACUACCCCUCUUCAGUCCCGGCCUCUGGCAGCACCUGUCCCAAAGUUUCCUGAAUACAGAUCACAGAGGGCUGGGGGGAUGAUUGGCCCGAAGAUCUAACCCCUCUAAAGGGGUUUCUGCCUUUCCUUGAGGACUCUGAACCCCACCUCAUCCCAAAGGAUCCGUGGC